This is a messenger RNA of Nerophis ophidion (straightnose pipefish), 5600 nucleotides long. RefSeq names its product eva-1 homolog C (C. elegans) (gene eva1c). Lineage: Eukaryota; Metazoa; Chordata; Actinopteri; Syngnathiformes; Syngnathidae. Gene Ontology annotation, molecular function: carbohydrate binding; heparin binding. Gene Ontology annotation, cellular component: extracellular region. The record is from RefSeq and is a predicted model, not a curated record. The transcript has 8 exons. Bases 269 to 1549 code for a protein of 426 amino acids.
CUUGUUCAAAACCAAUCUACAUUUGAGAUGAGUUCGGUUCAAAGUAAUCAUCAUUGUCAUUCAAGUCCGCGUGUUUGUUUUUAAAGUCAAAUCCGGAAGUAAAGAAAGCAAGUGCGUCACACGCCGCGCGGCCACGCCCCCUCGCUAAAAAGGCCUCAGCACUACUUUGUCCCUCCGCGCCCACACUCACAACCACGCACUAUGUGUUCCGGUUCUGCUGACGGUGUCACGUGUGCAGGUCCGGCCAGGUCCACUUGCUGCAGUUAAUAUGAGCCCACGGGGGAGCCAUGGGACCCGCAGUGGACCUGUUCUACCUGACUUUACUGCUGUGGACCAGGAGAGGGACCGGACUGGCGGACUUCUCAAACUACCUGUCCAGGAUCCUGAGCACUCAUUCAGUGUGGGCCUGCGAUGGUCACCCAGUACGCCUCCACUGUCCUCGCCACUCCACCAUCUCCAUCCAUCACGUCUUCUACGGCUGCCUGGCGGACCACGCCCCCGUCCAGGCGGACCACGCCCCCGUCCAGGCGGCCCGGGACUGCGGCUGCUCGUCUCUGACCGUGCUGCAGCUGCUGUCGGAGUGUCAGAACCACAGAGACUGUCAGCUCCACCUCCACCACCUGCUCUUUGGACCCGACCCUUGUCCCGGGACCAGCAAGUACCUCCAUGUGGACUACAAGUGUCAACCCAGUGGCCCCCGCAUACUCUCAGUGGAAGAAGUUUGGACGCCCCUGACUUGGAUGAUGCUAACUUGCAAUUUGUCCUUGCUUUAGCGGAGCACAAGCGGCGAGUGGCGUGCGAGGGGGAGCUGCUGGUGUUACGCUGCAAGUCCCCCCGCGUGCUCAACAUCUACUCGGCGGUCUAUGGUGGAGGUCUAGACCUGGAGGACACCUGCCCCCCCACCCUGACCCCACACACCCUGUUUGACUGCCUGAGCCUGGACGCCGUACGUGUGCUCAACAAGCGUUGCUACGGCAAACAAAGGUGCGCCGUCGUCGUUGGCAACGAGACCUUCAAGGACCCCUGCCCCCCCGGAUCCAGGAAGUACCUCAGUGUGCUCUUCUCUUGCGUGCCUUGGAUUCUACUGAGGGAGGUGGACCCAAAUAUUGCUGCCCUCACUUCUUCAUCGCCUGCACUCAGCACAGAAGGUCUUCCAGUCCAUGUUGAUGUCCCGCAUCCCGAAGACUCCGGAGCCAUGAUGAGCACCUCCCUGGCCGCCUACGCCUUCAUCAAAGAGCAUCCAGACAUGGCGGCGCUGCUGUUUGCUUCCAGCGUCUGCCUGGGCCUCCUGGUCACGCUGCUCGCCGUCUCGGUCCAAGGCACCUGCGGGGGGCGCCGCCACAAAGGCCGCAGACUCCAGGAGGAUGACGACGACGACGACGAUGAUGAUGAUGACGACACGGAGGGAAGCUCGUCUGUCACUGACCACUGGGAGGAAGUGACGCUCGUGAGCGAGGCGGCGGAGAGGGCGGAGAGGAUGGAGCGCAGGGAGAUGAUCGUGCAGGAAAUUAGGAUGAACGCUUACUUGAACGGAGGCUACGGUCUGUAAGGGCGCCAUCCAAGAAGUGGAAUUAUUACUCUCCGAAUGUUUUCUACACGCACCUUUUGUAUUUCUCUCCAAGCACAACUAGAAGAUCGCAUUUUCGCUGUAUUUUGCCCCCUGGUGGCAGCUGUUGUAAUCACGUCUGCAAGCAAAUGAUUCCUAUACCUUUUAAGAGGGAGGUUGGCCAUUAAAAGACAUUGUUUUCUUUCAAAUACGUUGCAUGUUUUUCCCCCUAGUGGCAGCUGUUGUAAUCACGUCUGCAAACAAAUGAUUCCUAUACCUUUUAAGAGGGAGGUUGGUCAUUAAAAUACUUUGGUUUUUUUCUGUCUCUCAACAAAGGCAAACGCUUCUCUCUCCUUCAUCUCUCCUGUUUUUGCUUCUCUGCCUCCUCUUAACUUCCCUCUCUUUUUGCUCUGCUCUCUAAAAUCUGUGAAGUGGAAUUGAUCAACUGGCCUCUCAAAGAAAUUAACAUCAUUUUGAAAGAGAAGCUCAAAUUUGGAGGGAACCUGCCUGUCCUGACGGAACCUUUUGUUGCUGGAUACACGAUGGACUUUUCAGGGAGGUGGAGGGUUGUGUGUCUGGCCUGUUUGGAAUCAUGAUGACAGCACGGAGUAAACGCCUUGCUCUGGUCUGUCGACACAUUUGGAAAAGGAUUGAUGGGAUGGGCAGAGCUGUGGGCGAUUUCUGAGUCAAACUGCAAACUGGACAACAUCUCGGAGAAGCCCUCCACUCUGCAAGACGAUAUAAUGAUCCAUUUGAGGGCCAGAACAGACAUGGGUGAAUCUAUCGGAAUGUGUUUGCUCGCGCUAACGGGAUGGGCACAGCUGUGGGCAAUUUCUGAAUUAAACUGCAAACUAGAAAACACCUCGGAGAAGCCCUCCACUCUGCAAGACGAUAUAAUAAUCCAUUUGAGGGCCAGAACAGACAUGAUGAAUCUAUCGGAACGUGUUUGCUCGCGCUAACGGGAUCGGCACAGCUGUGGGCAAUUUCUGAAUUAAACUGCCAACUGGACAACAUCUCGAAGAAGCCUUCCACUCUGCAAGACGAUAUUAUGAUCACUUCGAGGGCCAGAACAGACAUGGAUGAAUCUAUCGGAAUGUGUUUGCUGGUGCUAACCAAAACCAACCACAACUUUGGCCCUCUCUGCAAGGUCGUCCUGUAAACACAGCCAGUGAGACCAUUGCAGUGAAAGACGCUCUGAAAUCCUUCCCGUCGAGGGUGUUUUGACUGGUCACUGUGGAAUGAGGCAGAGGGGCGUGGCUUCGAACGAAACGACUCCCACACACGCACCAAUGUACUGAUACCAUACAGAUACACCCCCGUGUGGGAUAAUGGGAGCUCCCUGCCCCCCUUUUGCAAGUCCUUUUCAACGUGGUAAUGUGUGCUUAUGUUGCUUGAGGUUUUUUUUUUCCUGGUUUCAAACUGAGUCUCCCCUUUCAAUAGAAGCUUAGUUUAGUAGUUGCUUUUUUUCUCUUCCUCCUCCCUGCCUGUUUACCUUUACUUCCUUCUUUUCAGUCUCCUGGUUCUGUCUGCACCUUUACACACGAUGUCUGCUCUGGUUGUACUUUUUAAGUGCAAACACAAUAAAGUCAAUGAAUGUUGGAAGGGGAAAAAAUGGCCUCACUACGUUGCAGGACUAGCUUUAAAAGCCUACUGAGAUGAGAUGUUCUUAUUUAAAGGGGGAUAGCAGCUCCAUUCUAUGUGUCAUACUUCAUCAUUUCACCAUAUUGCCAUAUUUUUGCUGAAAGGAUUCAGUAGAGAACAUCCACCAUAAAGUUGGCAACUUUUGGUUGCUAAUAAAAAAGCCUUGCCUGUAGCGGAAGUAGCAGACGAUGUGCGCGUGACAUCACGGGUUGUGGAGCUCCUCACAUCCCCACAUUGUUUAUAAUGUGAGACUCCAGCAGCCAGAGAGAUUCGGACAGAGAAAGCGACAAUUUCCCCAUUAAUUUGAGCGAUUUGUGGAUGAGGAAAGUUUGAGUGAAGCACAAAAAAAAAAAGAAAAAGCGACGGCUGCAGUGGGACCGUUUCAGAAGUAAUUAGACACAUUUACUAGGAUAAUUCUGGAAGAUCCCUUAUCUGCUUAUUGUUUUAAUAGUGUUUUAGUGAGAUUGUAAAGUCAUACCUAAAAGUCGGAGGGCUGCGGUGAACGCCAGUGUCUCUCAGAGAAGCCAAUGGAGGAACCAAGAUCGCAGCUGCCUUUUCGAGCUACAGGAUGAGGUCCCAUAAUCCACUGAAGCCUCCGGUAAGAGCCGACUUAAUAUCACAAUUUUCCCAUCCAAAAACUUGCUGGUUGACGUAGAGAAACAUGUUCGCCUGACCGCUCUGUGUUAAAGCUUCACAACAAACAAAGAAACACCGGCUGUGUUUCGGUUGCUAAAGGCAGCUGCAAUCCACCGCUUUCCACCAACAACAUUCUUCUUUGACGUCUCCAUUAUUAAUUGAACAAAUUGCAAAAGAUUCAGCAACACAGAUGUCUAAAUUUCUGUGUGAUUAUGCAAUGAAAAGAGACAACUUUUAGCCGUAAGUGGUGCUGGGCUAAUAUGUCGCCUCCAACCCGAGACGUCACGCACACACGUCAUCAUUCCGCGAUGUUUUCAACAAGCAACUCCGCGGGAAAUGUAAAAUUGUAAUUUAUUAAACUAAAGCGGCCGUAUUUUCAUGUGUUGCAAUGUUAAUAUUUCCUCAUUGAUAUAUAAACUAUCAGACUGUGUGGUCGCUAGUAGGACUUGAGCCUGACUGAAGGCGGAGAAUGACAAAAACAAGACGUUACCUCCAAACUCUGGCCAGCAGGCUUUUAUUGCGUGGUUCUCCCCAGCGACCACACGGACUUCCCGAGUGGGAACUUCCUGCGCCCGUGAGACAAAGAGAGGAAAGGUGUUGCAUCCUCGCUGUACUUUUACCAGCAACGAGCGGACCUCUGCAACAAAAGGCGCUUUAAUAAAAGAGUGUGACAUCAUCAAGUCCCUGCGGUGCUUAUCUGGGCCCCCAUUUAAUGUUGCUGAGGCCUUGGAACUGCUUCUUCAGGGCCUGCCUGUCGGACCACUCAGAGUCCAUGUAGGAGUCGUCGUCCGCCUCGUCCAGUUUCUGGGACAAAUGAUCCGUCGUAUAAAACAUGACUGCUGUGUGUGUGUUAAUGAGUGCUUUUCUUCACCUUGAGCUCCUCCUGCCUCCUGUAGUAAUGCAUCAUCAUCUGCUUGUGCUGCUCCUCACUCACCACAGGCUCCCUCGCCGGCGCCCCCUGUCCUUUCUGCAGGGAACAGCGGCACACUCCUCAUUACAGGAAGUGGGAGCGAUGAGCGAGUGAACCGAGCUAUCUCAAAAGGUCAAAUCACACACAAGUGAAUGCCAAGCAUACUUGGUCAACAGCCAUAUAGGUCACACAGAGUAGCCUUAUAAACAACUUGAACACUGUUACAAAUAUGCGCCACACUCUCAACCCACACCAAACAAGAAUGACAAACAUCCGCACCGUAACACAACAUAAAAAAUACCCAGAAACCCCUUGCAGCACUAACUCCUCCGGAUGAGAUAAAUAACAUUAUUUGAUAUUUUUCGGUAAUGUGUUAAUAAUUUCACACAUAAGUCGUUCUUGAGUAUACGUCGCACUCCGGCCAAACUAUGAAAAAAACUGCUACUUAUAGUCCCCAAAAUACGGUAUGCUCUAGUCAUACUUGCCAACCUUGAGACCUCUGAUUUCGGGAGGUGUUUGGUGGGGGUGUGGUUAAGAGGGGAGGAGUAUAUUUACAGCUAUAAUUCACCAAGUCAAAUAUUUCAUAUAUAAAAUAAAUACUUGAAUUUCAGUGUUCAUUUAUUUACACACAUAACACUCAUCUACUCAUUGUUAAGGGUUGAAUUGUCCAUCCUUGUUCUAUUGUCUGUCACUAUUUUUCUAACCAUAUGCAUGUACAGUAGAUGGCAGUAUUGUCCUGUUUAAGAGUGUCACAACAUUGCUGUUUACGGUAGACAAAAACGUGACUGCUGUUGUUGUGUGUUGUUGCCGCGCUGGGAGGACAUUAAUGAAGCUACCCAACAAUAAACCUGCAUAAGAAACCAAGAA